Molecule: messenger RNA, 1215 nt
Organism: Nymphaea colorata (pocket water lily)
Lineage: Eukaryota; Viridiplantae; Streptophyta; Magnoliopsida; Nymphaeales; Nymphaeaceae
Exons: 7
Coding region: 1-1215 (404 amino acids)
Source: RefSeq, a predicted model, not a curated record
AUGCAGCUCCGGCGACAGGUGCUUGAAAAUGUUGAAGGCCUGGGCGGUUGUCAUUCUGUGAAGUGCACAUCUUCUGCAAGGUGCUUCGAGGUUCAACUUACGCAUCAGAUACCGAAGGAUCUGAAGUUGGAUAAUGGAGACGUGAUCGACUGCGUGGAUUUUUACAGUCAACCUGCCAUGGAGGAUCCUUAUAUAAGAGAAAAUUCCAAAAUGAAAGCAAGAAAAGCAGAAAGUAAAUUCCAUGAACCGGUGAAUGAAAAGUUGGGAGGAGUCGGACCACGAAGGUGGAGUUGCCCACCGGGAAGUGUUUCAUUUCUCAAGGCCACCAAAGCAGGGCCUCUUAAUUACAGUGCUCUUGAUAGUUUUACCAGAUCACGUGCUAAGUUCUUUUCUGAAUCCAACAAUAUAGAGCCACUGGAUGAUCCGACUCAACACGAGCAUGCAUUAGCACAUGUAGACGAUGGAGAAUAUAGAGGAGGCCAAGGGACUUUUAAUAUUUGGCAACCCAUUCUUGAGGACCGUGAUGAGAUGAGUUUGAUGCAAAUAUGGGUCGUCAGAAGAACUACGAUCUCGGACACUGAGGCUAACAUUGAAACAGUUGAAGCCGGUUAUAUGGUGCAACCUUCGAUAUUUGGAGAUCAUUCCACACGGUUUUUUUUCUUUACAACGAAUAAUUCCUAUCAGACGUCGCUUUAUGGAGACACGGGUAAAAAACCAUUCAGAAACAAUAGGUUGAGGUUCGUAAGACAGAGUGAUGAUGUUCCCUUUGGUAUGGAAUUGACACCUAUCUCAAGUUUCGAUGGGGAUCAAGGAGCGGCAGACAUCAAGAUUCAAAGGAAUGAUGCUGGAGACUGGGAACUUUCAGUCUCAGAAUCAGAGGUCGGAUUUUGGCCACGUAGUAAUUACCUUGAUAGCUUUCCCUUCGCAACCAUGGUGAGAUGGGGAGGAGAGAUAGUAAACCAUGAGAAGACGGGAAGGCACACGUCUACUCAAAUGGGCAGCGGUCAUUUCUCAAGUGAAGGAAUAGGAAAAGCCGCCUAUGUGAUAGGGAUGGGCUUAUUCGACUCCCAAGGCAGAUUAUAUGAUGCACCCAAUGAGCUUAACACCUUUGCAACAAACCCAAUGUGCUAUGAUGUGACUCUUUGGAAAGAUGACAAUUUGGGCAGCUACAUAACUGUGGGCGGGCCUGGGUAUGACAGGGAAAAAUGUCCUUAA